Messenger RNA from Corapipo altera (White-ruffed manakin), 1294 nucleotides. RefSeq names its product RNA polymerase II subunit C (gene POLR2C). Gene Ontology annotation, cellular component: RNA polymerase II, core complex. The record is from RefSeq and is a predicted model, not a curated record. Gene Ontology annotation, molecular function: protein dimerization activity; DNA-directed RNA polymerase activity; DNA binding. Gene Ontology annotation, biological process: DNA-templated transcription. The transcript has 9 exons. Bases 83 to 910 code for a protein of 275 amino acids. Lineage: Eukaryota; Metazoa; Chordata; Aves; Passeriformes; Pipridae.
CCGGGGGGGAGCGGGGCGGGGACGGACCGGGCGGGAGCGGGGUCGAUAUCGGGCCGGGGAUCGGGGCCGGGACCGGGCGGCCAUGCCGUACGCCAACCAGCCCACCGUGCGCAUCACCGAGCUGACGGACGAGAACGUCAAGUUCAUCAUCGAGAACACGGACCUGGCGGUGGCAAAUUCCAUUCGCAGAGUGUUCAUCGCUGAAGUCCCCACCAUAGCCAUCGACUGGGUCCAGAUAGAUGCCAACUCCUCUGUGCUCCACGAUGAGUUCAUUGCACACAGGCUGGGCCUCAUCCCUCUCACCAGCGAUGACAUUGUGGAUAAGAUGCAAUAUUCCAGAGACUGUACAUGUGACGAGUUCUGCCCCGAGUGCUCCGUGGAGUUCACCCUGGACGUUCGCUGCAACGAGGACCAGACCCGUCACGUCACGUCCCGCGACCUCAUCUCCAACAACCCCCGGGUCAUUCCGGUGACGUCUCGGAGCAGAGACAACGACCCCAAUGACUAUGUGGAGCAGGAUGACAUCCUCAUCGUGAAGCUGCGGAAGGGCCAGGAGCUCCGGCUGCGAGCCUACGCCAAGAAGGGCUUUGGGAAGGAGCACGCCAAGUGGAACCCCACGGCGGGCGUGGCCUUCGAGUACGACCCAGACAACGCGCUGAGGCACACCGUGUACCCCAAACCAGAGGAGUGGCCCAAGAGUGAGUACUCGGAGAUCGACGACGAGGAUGCUCAGGCUCCCUAUGACCCCAACGGGAAGCCAGAGAGGUUCUAUUACAACGUGGAGUCCUGCGGUUCCCUGCGCCCGGAGACCAUCGUUCUGUCCGCACUGUCCGGCCUGAAGAAGAAACUGAGCGACCUCCAGACCCAGCUGAGCCACGAGAUUCAGAGCGACGUCCUCACUAUUAACUGAGGUGGCUCCUUGUGAGAGAGUGCUGAGGUGUGAGUGAUGGAGCAGGUCCUUUCCUCUACCUGGCCGUGAUCUGGGGAGAGGCUUUUACAUCCCCGUCUCCCUCUGCCUUUCCUGGCCCAGCUCUGCUAGUUGGUGACGGCUCUUCCCUGACCUUGCUUUCCAGGGAAAGCCGUUGUGUUGUGUAGGGUAAAACGGGAAGGGAAUCAAUCAGUGAGCAUCUUCGCUAGGACAGGCUUUGUUUCCAACAGAUCCGAGAGUUUUGGUUCUGGUUUUGGAUUCUGGACAUGUGGUGUUUGGGAUUGGGAAGUGUAUACCUUGGUUACACAACCCUACCUUAUUUACAUGUCCAUUCCUCACUGUGCUGAAUAAAGCCUUACCCCCACA